GUUCAGCUAAACAACUGGUUAAUCAUACAUUUUGAGAUCAGUAUUUGGUCAGCAAAAGCUUGACUUUAAAACAGACAUGGUGUUUUUGCAUAACCGCUGACCAUGAGAACUGUUGUCAUGGCCUUGACUAUAGCCCUUGUGGCAAGUCAGCAUGUGAAUCUUGUCCCUGAGUUGGCAGGCACGCAGACUUAUGUGUACAAAUAUGAGGCUUUGCUCUUCAGUGGUCUUCACCAGGAAGGUCUGGCAAGAGCUGGCAUUAAAAUCGACAGCAAGGUUUCCAUCAGGGCUGUAACUGAGAAUACGUUCCUGCUUAAGCUCUUGAAUCCUCAGCUGUUCGAGUACAGUGGAAUCUGGCCCACAGAUGCGUUUGUUGCUACUAAGCUCAGCUCAGAAGUGGCUGCUCAGCUUCAGAUUCCUAUUAAGUUUGAGUACACCAAUGGUGUGGUUGGAAAGGUUUUCGCACCUUCUGUGGUCCCAACUACCAUUAUCAACCUGCACAGGGGAAUUCUGAACAUCUUUCAGCUCAACCUCAAGAAGACCCAGAACAUCUAUGAGGUUCAAGAGGAUGGAGUUCAAGGCAUUUGCGAGACCCAAUAUCUUAUCAGUGAAGAUGAAGGAAGCAACCACACCACCAUCACCAAGUCGAGGGAUCUUACACUUUGCAAUGAGAGGAUAAUUAAGGAUGUUGGCUUGACUUACACUGAAAAGUGCACUGAAUGUCAAAAGAGAGUAAAAAGUCUCUCUGGAGCUGCAACCUACAGCUACAUCAUGAAGCCGACUCCAACUGGUGUUAUGAUUACUGAAGCAACAGUCCAAGAGAUUCACCAAUUUACAACUCUAUAUGAGAAUCAUGAUGCUACCCAGAUGGAAACUAGACAAACCUUGGCCUUUCUGGAGAUUAUGGCAUCUCCCAUAAUUCCAAUCAGUGCUGAAUAUUUAGCCCGUGGAGCUUUACAGUAUGAAUUUAGCAUUGAGACACUUUGGAGUCCAAUUCAGCUCAUGAGAAUCAGUAAUCCACAGGCUCAAGUAGUAGAUGCUCUGAAUCAUCUGGCUACCAAAAAACUGGAAGAGGUCCAUGAAGAUGUUCCACUGAAAUUUAUUCAGCUCAUCCAGCUUAUGCGUUUUGCAAGUCUGGAUGCUAUUGAGGGAAUCUGGUCUCAAUUUAAAACCAGACCAAAUUUCAGGAAAUGGAUCUUAGAUGCUGUUCCUGCAGUUGGCACCUUAGCUGCUCUAAAAUUUGUCAAGAAGACAUUCUUGGCAGGCGAACUUUCCUUCCCUGAGUUCACUGAGGUUCUUCUGGCCACUGUGCAUAUGGUCACUGCUAAUUUGGACACCAUUAAGAUGUACUCUGGCCUGGCUUUAAGUCACAAAGUUCAAGAAACACCUGUUCUACGUAAGGUUGCCAUGCUUGGCUAUGGGACAAUGAUUGCCAGGUACUGCAGUGGAUCUCUUGAAUGCCCAGUGGAGCUUUUGAAGCCCUUCCAUGAGAUUGUUAUUGAGGCAACUGCUAAGGCUGACACUUCAGAGAUGACAUUGAUUCUGAAAGUACUGGGCAACGCUGGUCACCCUGCUAGCAUUAAAUACAUCACAAAGUUUCUACCAGUAUUUGGGAACCAAAUACUUUUGUUUCCUAUGAGAGUUCAAGUAGGUGCAGUUUUGGCCCUGAAGGUCAUUGCCAAAAAGGAACCCAAACUGGUCCAGAAUGUAGUUCUGCAGAUUUUUGUAAACAAAGAUCUCCACCCAGAGCUGCGCAUGGUCUCGUGGAUUGUGCUUUUUGAGACAAAGCCAAACAUGGGUCUGGUUAUUACUCUUGCACGUGCUCUACAAAAAGAACCAAAUCUACAGGUGGCCAGUCUUGUGUACUCGCACAUGAAAGCCUUGACAAGGAGCACACACCCCGAGUUUUCUCUAAUUGCUGCAGCCAGCAGAGUUGCCAUCAAGAUAUUAAGCCCAAAACUGGACAAACUUAGCUUUCGUUAUAGCAAAGCAUUUCUCUUGGAUGGUUAUGAAGUUCCUCUCAUGGUAGGUGCUGCCGGUAGUGCUUUCUUCAUCAAUGAUGCCGCCACCAUCCUGCCCAGAGCUGUUGUAACUAAAGCACGUGCUUACCUGGCUGGAGCUGCUGCUGACAUUCUUGAGGUUGGUGUUAGAACUGACGGAAUUCAGGAGGCUCUUCUGAAAUCGCCAUUCGUGCAUGAGGACAGGCUGCCCAGGAUGAAACAAGUUCUUAAGGCUUUAAAAACAUUCAAAGCCCUACCUAAUAAGCAGCCCCUGGGCUCGAUCUAUGUGAAAGUUCUUGGACAAGAGAUUGCUUUUGCAAAUGUCGACAAAGCUGUUCUUGAACAGGCAAUGCAGCUUACUACUGGAGGCAGUAUACCUGAGCUGGCAGGGGAAGCUCUUAAAGCAAUGCAGAAUGGCACUGCCUUCCAGUAUGCCAAGCCCCUACUGGUGGCUGAGGUGCGUCACAUCUUCCCAUCAGUAGCUGGUGUACCCAUGGAGUUCAGUUUGUAUGCUGCUGCAGUGGCUGCUGGUAAUUUGAAGGUCCAGGCUAUUAUUACACCACCUCUAACUGAAACCAUCAGUGUUUCUCAUCUGAUGAAGACAGAUGUGAAGUUAACCGCUGAAGUUUCACCAAGCAUCACCUUACAAACUUUUGCUGUAAUGGGACUGAAUACUGGUUUUAUUCAAGCUGCAUCCAUGGCGAAGGGAAAGAUCCAUACAUUUUUGCCUCUAAAAGUGGAGGCGAAGUUUGACAUCACAAAGGCUAAUUUCAAGAUAAAGGCUUUUCCUAUUGUACUACCAGUGCAUGCUUUGACAGCACGUUUUGAAACUUUGGCAGCAGCUGGAAACAUUAAGGCGGUCAAUGCAGAGAGAAUUACACCCAUUGUACCAGAGACGGUAGUUCUGAAACAUUCCCAAGAAGCAUAUACCUCAAUGAUUACACCUGGAGAUUUGUCAUCAGAAACCAUUAAAACUGUUAUGUCACCGGCUGAGGAACCUGAACUGAGGACUAGUGUUCCAGUUCACAAAACACUUUGUUCUGUUGUACCUCACAUUGGAGUUGAUGUAUGCAUGGAGGUUAUGUCCUGUGAUGCCACCUUCAUCAAAAACACCACCAUUUAUAACAUGAUUGGGCAGCAUGGAGUACAUAUUAACAUAGUUAGAGCUGAUGGUCCUGCUGUUGAGGGACUAGAGCUAGAGGUCCAACUAGGCCCAAGAGCUGCUAAAAAGCUCCUUAAAGAAAUCAGCUUUGCUGACACGAAGACUCCCAAGGUCAAGGCCGUCCUGCAGAAACUGAGGAAAGUCCUAGAGGGUGAAAAGAUGAACAAGAACUCCAGUUUUUUCAGCCAUAAUAAAUUAUUUUACUCUCAAAGCACCAGUAGCCACAGCUUUAGUUCCAGCAGUUCUGUUCGAUCUUCCAAGUCGCAUCUGUCCAAAGACCUCUCCAGUGGACAAAGCAGUCAAAGUUUCAAGCCCAUUCAGUCUCGAUUCCUUGGGGACUCGGUUCCUCCAGUGGUUGCUAUCAUUGCACGUGUUGUAAGAGUUGACCGUAAGUUGUUGGGGUACCAGCUCACUGCUUACCUGGACAUGCCCACCUCAAGGGUGCAGAUCAUUGUGGUCUCCAUUGCAGUGAAGAACAACUGGAAAAUGUGUGCUGAUGGUGUCUUGUUGAGCAAGCACAAUGUUGGUGCAAGGAUUGCUUGGGGUGCAGAGUGCCAACAAUACGCAAUUACAAUCAAUGCAGUGACUGGCCACCAAGGUCCAAGUCCUAUGGCCUAUCUUAAAGUGAAGUGUGAGAAGGUGCCCACAAUUAUCACCAACUAUGCCAAGAGGUUUGGUUACUCUUCAUCGCAAUUGUUCCACUUCAUAAAUGCCAACAUAUUAACACAUUUUUCUUUUCCUUUCCUAUUCAAGGUGGCUGAAUAUAUUUCUAAUGCAGCUCAAAUGACUGGAUUGGCUAUUAGCAAUGAAAAAAACAUUGAGAGGCAGAUUGAACUGAUCAUACUUGUCCCAACUGAAAGAACCCUGGACAUCAUUAUUAAGACCCCAACAAUGACCUUGUCAGUGUUGAACUUGGUUCUUCCAAUCGCUUUGCCAUUUGAGGCUAUCCAGGCCUAUCCAGAAAGUGAUGUCACAAACAUAAUUCAAAACCUUUAUAUAGAGACUAGUUCAGCUAAAUGCAGUAAGGUCAGAAACACCUUGACUACAUUCAACCAUAAGAAGCACAACUAUGAAAUUCCCCUUUCCUGUUACCAAGUCUUAGUUCAAGACUGCACUUCAGAGCACAAAUUCAUAGUCCUGAUAAAAAAGGAUGAUGUCUUUGAGCAUGAAGACCUAAACAUUAAGGUGGCAGACAUCGAUGUUGACAUAUACCAUCAGAAGAGUGCAGUGAAGGUUAAAAUGAAUGGAAUUGAAAUACCAACCAACAAUAUCUCAUACCAGCACCCAACAGGUACCAUACGAAUUGAGCAGAAAGGUCAAGGUAUCGCUCUCUAUGCCCCAGGCCAUGGUCUUCAAGAGGUCUAUUAUACCAGUGACCAGUGGAUGGUUUAUGUUGUGGACUGGAUGAAGGGACAGACUUGUGGACUCUGUGGAAAGGCUGAUGGAGAAAUCAGACAGGAGUACACCACACCCAGUGGAGACCUGACCAAGAGUUCAGUCAGCUUUGCCCACUCGUGGGUGCUUCCUGUUGAGAGCUGCCGUGAUGCAAGCCAAUGCCACAUGAAACUUGAAUCCGAGAAGUUGGAGAAGCAGGUGAUUUUGAAUGGACAGGAAUCUAAAUGCUACUCCGUUGAGCCUGUGCUGCGCUGUCUGCCAGGCUGUGUACCAAUUAGAACCACUCCUGUCACUAUUGGAUACCACUGUAUGUCCACUGACACCAACCUCAACAUGUUUGAUGGAAUCUAUGAGAAGAGUGUAGACUUGAGAGAGACUACAGAUGCUCAUGUGGCCUGUCGCUGCACUGAACAGUGUGCUUAAAUAUACUUCUUGUCUCAGUAGCACUUAAUACAACAUUUUUUUGCAGCUGUAAAUUAACGCCUUCAUUUCAAUAAAUCUGAACAAGCAU
This is a messenger RNA of Cyprinus carpio (common carp), 5065 nucleotides long. It is a transcript of the gene vtg8, whose product is annotated as vitellogenin 8. The transcript has 31 exons. Gene Ontology annotation, molecular function: lipid carrier activity. Gene Ontology annotation, biological process: lipid transport. Bases 103 to 4977 code for a protein of 1624 amino acids. The record is from RefSeq and is a predicted model, not a curated record. NCBI's taxonomy places the organism in Eukaryota, Metazoa, Chordata, Actinopteri, Cypriniformes, Cyprinidae.